Molecule: messenger RNA, 3507 nt
Organism: Cydia amplana
Lineage: Eukaryota; Metazoa; Arthropoda; Insecta; Lepidoptera; Tortricidae
Product: prominin-like protein
Exons: 20
Coding region: 372-3203 (943 amino acids)
Cellular component (GO): membrane
Source: RefSeq, a predicted model, not a curated record
UCGAAUCAAUCUCGCUCGCUCGCUCGCGGGGAGCGCCGUGACUUUUUUAUAUUUGCCGCAAACUAAUCGACCGUUCCGAUCGAGUCGCGGCAGUCGCGUCCCGAAACAAAGGAUUCCCUUCAAAAACAUGUAAAUUGUGACACAAAGCACUCAUAUAAUACAGUCAAGUGUUCCAAAAGUCGUUAACAAGUAGAUUUGGGGCUGUAAAUCGUCUUCCCAUCAUCGGAACGGGGCGUUCGAUACCGAUAUCGACCUAGUGCGCUAGUGUUUAUGUUUAGUAAAGUGGGUAUCUUUCGGUGUUUGUUUUGCAAACAUUGAGAUAAAAGUAUCACCAGUUAGUUGUUCGGUUAUGUAGUGUUGUGGGGCCGAAGAUGUCAGUGAGGAUGUGGGUGUUGUUGGCGUUGGUGGCGCUGGCGGGUGCCGAGAAGCCCGCCGGGGAGUCUUUCCUGAGCGACAUCAGCCGCACGCUGCGCUCGGAGAUGGACAACGUGCUGAAAAUGGCGGAUGUGGUGUACUCCCGGCUUGACAUCAACACGACGUACGUGGCCAGCGUGGAGUUCGAUAUGAGGGCCAUGGGGCCGCUCUACAACCACACGGGGCUCGUCAUCGACGCCAUCGCGAACAAGCAGGCCUACCCUGAAGGGAUCGUGUCAGUGUCGGACGGGCACCUCGAGAUCGCGAGCCCGCAGGAGAACUGGCGCGUCCUACUCGCACACUACGCGGGGCCUACAGCGUUCGUUGUUGUCGCCGUCCUACUGGCCGCCGCGCUGCCGCUCGCCGGACUGUUCUGGUGCUGCUGCUACUGGUGCCGCUCUGGUCGACGGAGGCGAACAUUCGACCGCAAAUACGACGCGUGCCUCAAAGGCCUGCUUGCGAUAGUGCUCAUCGGGUUGCUCACACUCUUCUUGUUCGGAGUAGUCUGCGCGUUCGCGACCGACGAACAGCUCGACCGAAGCGCGAGCGAAGCACCCAACGCCUUCCGCUCUGGCAUCAAGGACACGAAGGCUUACCUCAACGCCACACAAGCCCACGUGCGGUGGCUGCUCGUCAACAACUACGCCGAACUCGAGCGGACACUCGACAACCUCCUUACAAAUAGCGGCACGACAGUGUCAAGAAAACUAGGGGAGUUUUCACACGCGGUGUCCGUGACUACGCUAUACAACAUGGUGCAGCAACUGGACACAGUGCAGGCAGAUCUGAGGAGCGUCCACAACAUCACGUCUAUGCUGCGGAACAACGCUGAACUGCUCAACUCUGGUCUACGCAAAGUGAAGGCUCAGCUGCUCCAGACCCUGGCCAAGUGCCAACAGCCGCAAUGCAUCCGUCUGCAGGAGAAAUACAAGAUUGGACAACUCGACACCGAGAUACAUUACAGCCAGAUGCCAGACGUCUCAGAGUUGUUGAACAACGUGACGGAGCUUCUCGACAGCCAUAUUAAGGCAGACGUCGAGGAAGGGCAGCAGGUGUUCGCCAACAUCCAGGCUGGAAUCCAGCGCUCCGUGGAUGACCACAUACCUAAUGUGAAAGAGGCUUUAGCCGAGACUGGACGCAAGCUCAAAAGCAUGGCGGACCGCGUGACGGCCCUAUCCAACAACGCGUCCGCAAAAAUACAAGAGCACAGCGCGGGCGUCGCGGACCACGUGCAAGAGUACUACGACGCGUACGGCCCGUACCGCCGGCACGCGGGCCGGGCGGCCGCCGCUUGCCUGUUACUGAUCACUUGCGUGGUGGCGUGGGGGCUGGUGUGCGGCGUGUGCGGCAAGCGGCCGGACGUGUACGGCGCCAGCGACUGCUGCAACAAGGGCGCCGGCUCGCGCUGUCUCUUGUGUGGCAUGGGCGUGAUGUUCAUAGUGGGCGGGGUGGUGUCGCUCGUGAUGGCGAUCUACUUCGUGGUCGGCGUCAGCUCGCAGCGUUUCCUCUGCGAUCCACUCACCCAACCUCAAGGCAACCGCUUGUUUGAAGAGCUGGACCGUUUCGUGGACCUGGAGAACUUCAUGUUUAACGAGCGUCGCGACCCUGACUUCAACCUGUCGCGGGUUCUAACCUACUGCCACAGGAACCAGAGUCUUAUGCAAACACUCCAACUCUACCGCCUCAUAGACCUGGAGUCCCUCAAAGCGCAAGCGUCACAAGCGAUAGACCGCAAAGCAGCCGCCCUCAGACCGACGUUCCCCGGCCACGACCGGCCAGUCACCAUCCUCAAGCCACAAGCCAAGCUCAAGCUGACUAGGCUGGCCGAAUCCGGGUUAUCGGACUUCGACUUUGAUCGCAUCCUUCAUGCUCUGGAAACCAACAUGACGAACCUAUCUCUGGACACAUUGGCGACGCAGCUGGACGCAACAGCUAACUCGCUCGUCGACCGCUCCGGUUUCGUGCGAGUUUCCAUCGAGUUACGAGACGCGGCGGUGAUGUUGACGGCGUACCAUACUAACAUCGUCACGCCCAUGCUCGAACACACGAGGCAGCUGAACGUGACGGCAAUGAGGCUGCGUGACGGUCUGCGCUUCAACCACUCCUCACUGAAGGAAGCCAUCGGGUACCUCAUACAUGAGACCUCACAGGCAGAGACCUUCCUCAACCGACAGGGGCUGGAUGUCAUACAAACUCUAAUCCAAGACUUCGCGAAGGUCGUCGCUCAAAGACUGAACGAGUACCUAGACAUGGUGAUAUACGCGGCCGAACACGAGGUGGGAUAUUGCGCGCCCAUGUCCAACGCCUUCAACGCAACCAGGGACGCGGCUUGUAAGAAAAUCCUUAUGCCCGUGAACGGGUACUGGAUGGCGCUGGCGUGGUGCGUGCUGUUGUUCGUGCCGCUGAUGGUGGUGGCGCAGCGCCUCGCCCGGCUCUACAAGCACGUGGACCCCUACCCCGGACCCCUCGUCGAGGCCGAGUAUUUGUAUGACGCGUUCGCGGACCGCGAUAACGUACCCCUUGCCAACGCCUACAAGGCAGAGAAGCGCGCGGGGCGAGACGCGCGGCGCGGGGGCGGGGGCGGGGCCGGGGGCGGGGGCGGGGGCUCGGGCGCGCGGGAGGAGGCGCGCGGCGCCGCGCUGGCCACGCCCCUCGACGCACACCACGCGCGCAGAUAUAAUGAUAUGGCGCCAAAGCACUGGGAAGAAGGCCCACCCCGCUACCACGGACCCACUGAGUACGAGCGGCCCCCUCCCUACUACUAUCCCGGACCAAAUGAUAGACAGUAAACUGGCCCUCACGGAACUAGACGACGACCUGCUGAAAUACUGAGACCGCUCCGCGCGGACCUGAGAACAGAAAGGUCACAACUACCACAACUGAUGUAGAGCGAUUUGAACUCUAUGCGGUUCGCGCAAGACUCAAUUUAAAACGAUAAUUGUUGAAGAGCCGUUCAGGUUCUUGAUACGAUACGUAAAGAGUAUUUUUCCAAUAUAGCCAAGCCUUGAGAUUGUAUCGAUAUUAUUACCUUUGACAUGUGACAUAUUAAUUAAUUAUGCAACGAUGACAUAUUUGAUAAUAAUGAUAAUUCGG